Vicia villosa (hairy vetch) is the source of this 3630-nucleotide messenger RNA. RefSeq names its product pentatricopeptide repeat-containing protein At2g22410, mitochondrial-like. Gene Ontology annotation, molecular function: RNA binding; protein binding. NCBI's taxonomy places the organism in Eukaryota, Viridiplantae, Streptophyta, Magnoliopsida, Fabales, Fabaceae. The transcript has a single exon. Gene Ontology annotation, biological process: RNA modification. The coding region runs from base 183 to 1919 and encodes 578 amino acids. The record is from RefSeq and is a predicted model, not a curated record.
AAAACCAUAAUAGUCCCUCUUAUUAUAAAUCAAUACACUAUUUUAUCUCCACUUCCUUCAGACCUUCACCAUUGUUGUUCUGUUUGUUUCAUACAAAACACAGACACAGUCAAGCAUAGACUAAACUCCUCUUACUGUAUAGCACCAAACUCAUUACCCUCAUCUUAUCUCUGAAUACAAACAUGAUCAAAGAGUUUCUUCAUACAGACCCUUCCUCCAUUUUCAACCUUCUCAAAUCUUACGCACUUUCUCCCCAUAAUAUCCUCAAAGCCAAAGACUUCUUCCACCAAAUUCAAAAACCCAAUUUAUCCCAUUGGAAUCUCAUGAUACGUGGUUGGUCCCAAACCGACAACCCCAUUGAAGCCAUUCGCACUUACAACCUCAUGUAUAGCCAAGGCCUAAUUGGUAACAAUAUCACUUACCCUUUUCUCCUCAAGGCAUGUGCUCGCAUUCCUAAUGUUUCCUGUACCAGAAUGGUUCAUGCUCGUGUUUUGAAACUUGGGUUUGAGUCGGUUCUCUUUGUUUCCAACUCCUUGAUUCAUGGGUAUGCAGGAUUUGGUGAAUUGGGUUUUGCGCGUAAGGUGUUUGAUGAAAUGUCUGAACGGGAUUUGGUAUCUUGGAAUUCUUUGAUUUGUGGGUAUGGUCGGUGUAAGAGGUAUAGUGAGGUUUUGGAUGUUUUUGAAGCAAUGAGGAUGGCUGGUGUGAAGGGUGAUGCUGUGACAAUGGUGAAAGUUGUUUUGGCUUGUUCUGUUUUGGGUGAGUGGAGUGUUGCUGACGCUAUGGCUGAGUACAUUGAGAAAAAUAAGGUGGAGGUUGAUGUUUAUUUGGGAAAUACAUUGAUUGAUAUGUAUGGACGGCGUGGUAUGGUUGAUCUGGCCCGGCGAGUAUUUGAUCGAAUGCAUGAUAGGAAUAUGGUUUCUUGGAAUGCUAUGAUCAUGGGUUAUGGGGAAGCAAGUAACUUUGUUGCUGCAAGGGAACUGUUUGAUGAUAUGCCGCAGAGGGAUGUGAUCUCGUGGACUUCUAUGAUCACUGGUUACUCUCAAGCAGGUCAGUUUGUAAAGGCAGUGAGGCUUUUCAAAGAAAUGAUGGAAACUAAGGUGAAGCCGGAUAAAAUCACCGUUGCCAGUGUGCUCUCUGCGUGUGCUCAUAUCGGCUCACUUGAUGUUGGAGAGGCUGUUCAUGACUAUAUUAGGACACAUGAUGUGAAGGCUGAUAUUUAUGUUGGAAAUGCUUUGAUUGAUAUGUAUUGCAAGUGUGGAGCGGUUGAGAAAGCAUUGGCGGCAUUUGAAGAGAUGGGGAAGAAGGACUCGGUAUCGUGGACAUCAGUGAUCUCAGGCCUUGCUGUCAAUGGUUUUGCAGAUUUCGCACUUAAUUUAUUUUCACUUAUGUUGCGGGAAGGUGUUAGGCCUACUCACGGAACCUUUGUUGGAGUUUUGCUGGCCUGUGCUCAUGCUGGAGUGGUAGAUAAGGGGUUGGAAUAUUUCGAAAGUAUGGAAAAAGUUUAUGGAUUAACACCGGAAAUGAAACACUAUGGCUGUAUUGUGGAUCUUUUGAGUCGCUCUGGCGAUCUAGAAAGGGCAUAUGAUUUCAUAAAGCAGAUGCCUGUGGAACCAGAUGUUGUAGUAUGGAGGAUAUUGCUGAGUGCCUCUCAAGUUCAUGGAAAUCUAUCCUUAGCUGAGAUUGCCGCAAACAAGCUUCUAAAACUGGAUCCUUCAAAUAGUGGCAACUAUAUACUAUCCUCUAAUACUUACGCAGGAUCCAAUAGGUGGGAAGAUGUUAUUAGAAUGAGAGGUCUGAUGGAGGAGAGUAAUGUACAUAAACCAUCAGGUAGCAGUUCCAUAGAAAUAAAUGUUUCAAACAGUUCUCAGGAUACAUGUUUUGUUGAAGCUCAAGAGAAAAUUAAAUUGAACGAUAUGUAGAAGAAUCAUUUAUUACUCUAUAAAUGAUUUCUUUUCUUUUAUGGGAUAUCAUGUGAGAAAGCAUUGGCGGCGUUUGAAGAGAAGGAGAAAAAUGAAUGGCCUGGAGAUUUACACCUGACCCUCGAUAGCCUGGUUGUCUUCGACUUCUCACAGCUCACAAAGGACUUUAUAUCUGUUGGGACAAGGUUCAAGUAUAAUUCCUUGUUGGGGAUUAGAAAUGAAAUUGCUAAACAGACAGAGGAUUGAUCGUUCAUAUGGCUGCUGCUAAGUCAUACAGCUAUCAUAAAUAAUAACUCAUCAAAGCUGCAGCAAAAAAUGGUGCAAACCGAUUCCAAUAGAUGAGCCAUGUAGCAGCAGCUUGAGAUAAUGUUUUUAAAGGACAUCAUCAAAUCCAUGGCGCAAAGCUUGUUUAAGAUUGAAAGGGUAAACACCUUGACUUAGGAAACCAUUUUCCAACUGUUCGUAACUAGAUAAUGGUGUAUCAAGCAGUGUUAUAAUCAGGACUGUUCAAAAAAAACUACAUAAUCAAACCGAACUGUAGUUAAAUAAACCGAACCACUACUUUUGGUUAAUGAACUGGGCCUGUGUUUCACAAACAACCAUAACUGAACCAACUGCAGUUAACCGAAUCCAAACCGAUCAAACCAAAUUCUUCAACAGCUCAGUUAUUUUUAACUUCAGCUUCUAAUCUAUGCAUUGCAGACUCGGUUACUUUUCACUUUCACAUGAAUGCAUGAUCAAAUAAUGAACCGGAGAAUCCUAAACCCCCAAAUCAGUGAAGAACACUCAAAUCACAUCUAGUUUCAGAAUCAAACCCAUAAUCGAAGUUCGUGAACUCAUAAUUGAAGGUUCAAAAUCGAAGGCUGCAAACUGUAACAUUUUUGCAACAAAACAAUGACAGCAUCACAAUUCACAAACACUCUCAAUGUUGUUGCUAUGCAAAUCUUGAUGUUCCUUCAUCACAAAUCACUAUACCUACUGUAAUAUAGAGAAAAAUAUAAACUUGGUUGCUUCCGGAAUUGGUGCAGUGCAAUAUUCUUACUUGCUUGCAUACAUUGAAUAAUCAAGCUCUUAGUUGUGUAUGUUUAGUUAUCUUUAUGUUUUUUCAAUCUAUUUGUUAAUGGUUACUGAUACAGUUCUGAUGGACAAGGUGUGUAACCAAUUUUUCUGACUAGUAUUUGUAUAAAAGGAAGGUAAUAUAAUUUUGUAAUGUUAAGUAUUUUUACAUCAAAUUCUUAAAAUUUCACACCUUCCUACCUAGUUUUCACAUUCUUUUUACUUCUCCUUUUCAAGUUUCUUACUCCAAAAAGCUCACCCCCUGCUUCCACCAGAUCCUUCACCACUUCUCAUAUUGGUCCCUGAUCCAAUUUUUAGAUUCUAAAUAGUGAAAUGACUUGUAGUUAUUUUUUAUUCCAACAAAAGUAUUGACAUGCUUUAUGCUAUAGAUGUGAUUCUUUUCUAUCAUCUUAUUUUAUGUUAUAUUAUUUUUGUUUUUUCUUUAUUGACUUAGUGACUAAGACUGCUAUUUAAUUAAAUAUAUUGGAAGAGAAAGUGUGGGGAAUAAGGGUUCGAAACUAUUAAGUUGUAACCGAUGACAAUUCAUUUUGUUUUUUUAUCAUCGUAUUUCAUGUUAUAUAGUUUCUCUUUUUAGUCCCUUUGUUUUUUUAAUCAUAUUUAUUUGUAUUGAUUAAGUAUUAUUACUUAUUGUUCU